Pocillopora meandrina is the source of this 505-nucleotide messenger RNA. Lineage: Eukaryota; Metazoa; Cnidaria; Anthozoa; Scleractinia; Pocilloporidae. The record is from the annotation of a GenBank genome assembly.
AUGGUGACCAAGACUACUGGAACUAAAAUUGCUUCCGAUGGUUUUAAGGAACGUGUGUUUGAAGCAUCAUUGGCUGACCUCCAAAAUGAUGAGGUUGCUUUCAGUAAGUUCAAGCUUAUUGUUGAGGAUAUCCAAGGUAAGAACUGCCUCACAAACUUUCACAACAUGGAGUGACAACAGACAAGCUCAGGUCACUGAUCAAGAAAUGACAGACCCUGAUUGAGGCAGCUGUUGAUGUGAAAACCACUGAUGGUUACCUUUUGAGGUUAUUUUGCAUUGGUUUCACAACAAAGCGAGCAACCGAAUCAAGAAGACAGCCUAUGCCAAGCAUUCAUAGGUGAAAGCCAUUUGCAAGAAGAUAGUGGACAUCAUUACUCGUGAUGUGAGCACUGGUGACCUCAAGGAUGCAGUUAACAAAUUAAUCCCAGAUGCACCUGGCCAAGACAUAGAGAGGGCAUGUCAGUCUAUCUACCCUCUCCACGAUGUGUUCAUCAGAAAGUUUAAG